Aspergillus puulaauensis is the source of this 2094-nucleotide messenger RNA. Its product is annotated as flavin monoamine oxidase family protein. The record is from RefSeq and is a predicted model, not a curated record. The coding region runs from base 1 to 2094 and encodes 697 amino acids. NCBI's taxonomy places the organism in Eukaryota, Fungi, Ascomycota, Eurotiomycetes, Eurotiales, Aspergillaceae. Gene Ontology annotation, molecular function: L-amino-acid oxidase activity; polyamine oxidase activity. The transcript has a single exon. Gene Ontology annotation, biological process: amino acid catabolic process.
AUGGGGUUCAAGGCCAUUGUCAGCGCAGCGCUACUGCUGGGCCAGAUAAAUUCAGUGCUUAGCAGAUCGCAGGACCAGGGCACAGUUGAAGUGUCGACUUCUAAAUCAGUCCAUCCUGGUGAAUUGGCAAAUGUCCACCUGAACUGGCUUGACAGCCCGCCGAGUGCCAUCCGGGCCGUGUAUGCUUCCUGUUCGAGCCCUAACUCAACCUCCACCCAGCACACUAUCGGCCAUUUCAAUGUCCGCGGACAGCCUCCCCAGCGACUUGCUUGGGCUGUUCCCGACGAUGCUCAGGCAAACAACUGUAUCUACGUAUACGGGGCCCAGCCGCACGCGCCGGCUCGCAUCCUGGGCAAGAGUGAGCCCGUCCAUCUCACUCGGAAGGCGAAGAAGCGAUCCGUUGCCGAUCUGGACAAUCCCCUGCUGAAAGACUUUGACGCGCUGGGAGCCUGGUUCGACGGAGUCGCUGCUAUAAAAAAGAAGACCGAUUCUACAGGCGGCGUUGCAUCCAGACACUCGCCCAAGGACGCCAAAAUUGCCAUCGUUGGUGCAGGUGUUUCGGGUCUAGCAACAGGGUUGAUGCUGGACAGUGUCGGUGUCCAUAAUUGGGAAAUCAUCGAAGCCAGUGAGCGUGUUGGAGGCCGCUUCCGGACGCGAUAUAUGGCCGGGACAGAUGAAUGGGCUGAGAUGGGCCCCAUGAGACUUCCAUACUCUGUUACCUACAAGGAUGACAACGAGACGCUCAAAUACACCGACCAUGAGAUGACUUUUCAGCUGGCCCACACCCUCAACGACAUGAACAAGAACGACACCAAGUGGAAGGUUGACUUUAUUCCCUGGGUCCAGCACCAUCCCAAUGAACUCAUUGCGCAGGAUACCCGUCGACACCCCGACGGGCGCAUUCCCACUCGUGCUGAGGUCGAGGCAGACUCAAGCCUGAGCGAGGCUUCUGAUAUAGAUACCGCUGAGUAUCACAACACCGAGCACCAGAUGGACCUUAUCCUCAAGAACGAGACGACCCUCAAGACUCUCCAAAAGGACAUCUGGCGAGCCCACAAAACAGCCAUGGACGAAGGCCUCGACGACUGGAGCGAGCAGGCCAUGAUGCGCCACGUCUUCAAAGCCAGCGAGAACGUCACCGACGAGAUCUGGACAGCCUCCGACUACGAUGUCUUCUGGGACGAACUCCACCACAACUCCAACCUGGGACUCGACGGCACGAAGGAAGCCCUAGGAGAGACAAACUGGCUGUGCAUCGACGGAGGCUUCAACCGUCUCUCCGACGCCUUCCUCCCCCACGUCAGGGACAGGCUCACCCUCAACCGCCAGAUCCGCAAGCUGGACACCGUACCAGGCCCUAACAACACCACCCGCACUCGUCUGUCAUGGUAUCCCAGCGUCAAGAACCGCACCUACGAGUCCAAGGACUACGACUACACCAUCAUGGCCGUCCCAUUCACCAUGACCCGCUUCAUGGACCUGCCCAAAUUCUCCUCCGUACUCGACCGCGCAAUCAGCGAAGCCGGUGUACGCUUCAAGUCUGCAUGCAAGGUCGCCCUCCUCUUCAGCGAACGGUUCUGGGAGAAGGGGCCCCGGCCCAUCUUUGGUGGCUACUCCAAACCCCCCAGCGACCCCGUCGGCGCCCUCUACUACCCCGUCUAUGGGCUCAACGAGUCUCGACCGGGCUUGAUCAUGCACUACCGCGGCGGAGACUGGAGCGACCGCUUCGUCAGUUUCUCGGACGAGGAGCACGUCCAGACGGUUCUCGACUCGAUUGUGUCUCUGCACGGGGAGCAGGCAAGGGAGCUGUACACGGGCGACUAUGAGCGCCUUUGCUGGUUGCAGGACGAGCAUACGGCGACGGCGUGGUGUCGGCCGGAUGUGGAGCAGCAUAAGCUGUAUAUCCCUGCUUAUCAUAAUACGGAGCAUAAUACGAUUUUCAUUGGAGAGCAUACGGCGCCGACGCAUGCGUGGGUGAGCUCGUCGUUGCAGUCUGCUGUUCGGGGGGCUGUGCAGCUCCUGCUUGAGCUUGGGCUGGUGGAUGAGGCGAAGGAGUUGAACGAGAAGUGGAUGGGGAGGUGGAUUAAGCUGUGA